Messenger RNA from Ricinus communis (castor bean), 678 nucleotides. RefSeq lists its product as uncharacterized. The transcript has a single exon. The coding region runs from base 1 to 678 and encodes 225 amino acids. The record is from RefSeq and is a predicted model, not a curated record. NCBI's taxonomy places the organism in Eukaryota, Viridiplantae, Streptophyta, Magnoliopsida, Malpighiales, Euphorbiaceae.
AUGGGACUUAAGGACAUAUAUGAGCAUACCAGAAGCCAAGUACUGCUCAUGGACCCUUUGCUUGUCAUAACACCACUCGCUGUUAAAAUAGCUCUUGGUGCAAAGUUAAAACUUGGCUUCAUUAAUGGAAGCUACAAAAUUUCAAUUAGAGACUCACCACUUUAUGAUCAGUGGACAAGAGUAAUCUGCAUGAUAACAUCUUGGAUACUGAAUUCUAUUUUUAAAGAAAUAGUGGAGGCUUUCUUGUACUCUUCUACUGCUAGAGAGUUAUGGUGUGAGCUCGAGGAAAGAUAUGGAGAAUCAAACAGUCCAAUUUUGUACCAACUACAAAGAGAAACUAGUUCCAUCACUCAAGGACGACUUAUGUCAGUUAUUCAAUACUACAAUAAGCUUAAAACGUUAUGGGAUGAACUAACUUAUUUGAUGCCAAUGCCAGAGUGUGUAUGUGGAUCUGAAAAGGCGGUGGCAGAGAUAACAUCUUUCAAUCGCUUAAUGCAGUUCUUGAUGGCACUUAAGGACAUAUAUGAGCAUACCAGAAGCCAAGUAUUGCUCAUGGACCCUUUGCUUGUCACAACACCACUCGCUGUUGAAAUUGCUCUUGGUGCAAAGUUAAAACUUGGCUUUAUUAAUGGAAGCUACAAAAUUUCAAGCAGAGACUCACUAUUUUAUGAUCAGUGA